Thlaspi arvense is the source of this 1987-nucleotide messenger RNA. The record is from the annotation of a GenBank genome assembly. NCBI's taxonomy places the organism in Eukaryota, Viridiplantae, Streptophyta, Magnoliopsida, Brassicales, Brassicaceae.
UAAAAAAAAUGUAAUUCAACAAUUUAAUAAAGUGUCUCUCUGUGAGCAUUCAUGGCGAAUCAACCUUCCUUAAUUUGAAUCAAUCUGCUACUUUCUCGUCUCUACUUCAAUCAAAUAUGCAAAACCUUCAACGGUAACCCAGGAAUCUGCACCGAUCUUCGAUUUCAUCACCAAGUUUAGCAAAUUUACAUUAAGUCAUCGAUCGCCGCUCUUAAAUUCGGAUGGUUUUGUUCACUCGACCUCGGAUUCAUUGCAUUUCAAUGGCUUCCGGAACUUACCCGCCGGAAACACCAGAAGAUCCCUAAUCUCCAUGAGCUUAAACACUAAAAAUGCUGCCGGCACGAAUCUACGCAGGUUUAUCAGUGAUUUCAACAGAUUUAUUUGGUUUCACUUCGACCGGGUUGUUCUGUACAGCUUCACAUCCAUCAGAAUCGGGUUGUCAAGCGAGGAAAACGGGUUUGGAGGAUAUGGCUCCGGUGAGGUUUUGGGUGCCGAAGGCUUGUCGUUAAUCGUUGUUGAAUCUGAUCGGCCCAAGAAAGUUUUGAUUUUGAUGAGUGAUACUGGUGGUGGUCACAGAGCUUCAGCGGAAGCCAUUAAAGCUGCAUUCAAUUUGGAAUUUGGAGAUGAGUAUCAGAUCACACGCCUUGGCCGUUCAACCAGUUGCCGAGGAGCUAUAACUUUCUGGUGAAACAUGGAACACUGUGGAAAAUGACAUAUUAUGGUACGGCUCCACGUGUUGUUCACCAAUCUAAUUUUGCUGCAACUUCCACGUUUAUUGCCAGGGAAAUUAAGAAAGGAUUGAUGAAAUACCAGACGGACAUUAUAAUCAGUGUUCAUCCGUUGAUGCAAUAUGUCCCACUUCGCGUCCUAAAAUCAAAGGGAUUACUGAAGAAAAUCGUCUUCACCACAGUUGUUACAGACUUGAGCACUUGCCAUCCCACGUGGUUAGUCAUAUCUCAGUGUUGAUGCUUCUCAACGGUUUCAUAAGCUUGUGACAAGAUGUUAUUGCCCAUCCACAUAACUGGCGAAAAGGGCACUUAAAGCCGGACUUUGAACCUCUCAAAUCAAAGUUUACGGCCUUCCUGUUCGACCCUCCUUUGUGAAGCCCGUGUGCUCAAAGGUUGAACUAAGAAUAAAACUAGGAAUGGAUUCUUCCAUCCGUAUUGUUGAUGGGAGGAGGAGAAAGGAUGGGUCCUAUCGAAGCCACAACACGAGCACUAGGCGAGGCUUUGUAUGAUGAGAAUCUCAGGAAACCACUAUGUCAGGUUCUUGUCAUUUGUGGGCGGAACAAGAAACUUGUCAGCAGAUUAAGUUCUUUAGAUUGGAAAAUCCGAGCCCAGGUUAAAGGGUUUAUAACCAAAAUGGAGGAAUGUAUGGGUGCUUGUAACUGCAUCAUAACAAAGGCUGGUCCUGGAAGUAUAGCUGAAGCUAUGAUCCGAGGGCUACCGAUAAUCUUAAACGAUUACAUCGCUGGUCAAGAGGCGGGGAAUGUACCGUAUGUUGUGGAGAAUGGGUUUGGAUCAGGAUCAAGAGAGCUUGAGAUAAUGUCGGAGAAUGCGUUGAGGCUAGCGAGACCAGACGAUGUGUUCAAGAUCGUGCAUGACCUGCACAAGCUUGUCCAAGAGAGAAACGGUCUUCUUCCUCAGUUAUCUUGCACUGCUUAAGAUAUAAAAAGCUUUUGUUUGAUCACAUCAAUGAAGCUCCUCUCUACUCUUUGGGUUCCACUCCACUGGAUGAGUAAUAUUGUUAUAAGUCUCAGGGUGGUUUUUCUUGAUUCUUGAUUUUUGAUUUGAUUUUUGAUUUGUUAACUUAACAUGUGGAAGUAUUAAGUUAAUCAUCACAAGAUGCACUAUUGUGUGAUUCAGUUUAUCAAACCACGAGACAUUGUUGGAGCUGGAUUUGACACCUCAAAUCUGGCCCACUCAAGCCCAACAUGCAGGUCCAAACUAAGCCAAAGUGACUGGGCUUUAACCCUGCGGUCCAGGCC